This is a messenger RNA of Asparagus officinalis (garden asparagus), 591 nucleotides long. RefSeq lists its product as uncharacterized. The transcript has a single exon. The record is from RefSeq and is a predicted model, not a curated record. The coding region runs from base 1 to 591 and encodes 196 amino acids. NCBI's taxonomy places the organism in Eukaryota, Viridiplantae, Streptophyta, Magnoliopsida, Asparagales, Asparagaceae.
AUGAGGCGUUCGUUAAUCCUUCGAAUCCACGACGCAGUCAUCGAACAUGACAAGUACUUCGUCCAAAAGAGGAAUGGUGCUGGACAGUUAGGACUAUCUAGUCUUCAAAAGAUUACUGCAGCUAUGCGGAUGCUCGCAUAUGGAGCAUCCGCUGACUCCGUUGACGACUACGUUCGGAUCGGUAAAAGUACGUCGCUUGAGAGCGUGAAGAGGGUCGUUCGAUCGAUUAUCAACAUCUUUGGAGAGGAAUACCUUCGUGCACCGACUAAUGAAGACGUUGCACGCCUGCUCGAGGAAGGCUCACAACGAGGUUUUCCUGGUAUGCUUGGGAGCAUCGACUGCAUGCACUGGACAUGGAAGAACUGUCCAACUGCCUGGCAAGGUAUGUAUACUGGACAUUUUCAUGAACCCACAAUUAUUUUGGAGGCCGUAGCUAGCAAAGAUCUUUGGAUAUGGCAUGCCUUCUUUGGACUGCCGGGGUCUCACAAUGACCUUAAUGUUCUACAUCGUUCACCGGUUUUCGCACAACUUGCGGAGGGAAGAGCUUCACCGUGCAACUAUACUGUCAAUGACCACGAGUAUAAUAUGUGA